Messenger RNA from Apodemus sylvaticus (European woodmouse), 1554 nucleotides. It is a transcript of the gene Matn1, whose product is annotated as matrilin 1. Bases 1 to 1554 code for a protein of 517 amino acids. NCBI's taxonomy places the organism in Eukaryota, Metazoa, Chordata, Mammalia, Rodentia, Muridae. The transcript has 8 exons. The record is from RefSeq and is a predicted model, not a curated record. Gene Ontology annotation, molecular function: calcium ion binding.
AUGAAGGUCACCUCUGGUCCAGCCCUUGCACUCUGUAGCCUGCUGUUCCUGCUGCUGCUGCUGCAGGUCCCUGAUUGCCUCGGUCUUGUCCCCCAGCCCCGAGGCCACCUCUGCCGGACACGACCCACGGACCUGGUGUUUGUAGUUGAUAGCUCUCGCAGUGUGAGGCCCGUGGAGUUCGAGAAGGUGAAGGUGUUCCUGUCUCAGGUCAUUGAGUCCCUGGAUGUGGGGCCCAACGCCACGAGGGUGGGCUUGGUCAACUAUGCCAGCACUGUGAAGCCCGAGUUCCCACUUCGCGCCCACGGCUCCAAGGCGUCGCUGCUGCAAGCUGUGCGCCGCAUCCAGCCGCUGUCCACGGGCACCAUGACGGGCCUGGCUCUACAAUUUGCCAUCACCAAGGCCCUGAGUGACGCUGAGGGGGGGCGCGCCAGAUCCCCCGACAUCAGCAAGGUUGUCAUCGUGGUGACUGAUGGGAGGCCCCAGGACAGCGUGCGGGACGUAUCUGAGCGCGCGAGGGCCAGUGGCAUCGAGCUGUUCGCCAUCGGCGUGGGCCGCGUGGACAAAGCUACGCUGCGACAGAUCGCUAGCGAGCCGCAGGACGAGCACGUGGAUUAUGUGGAGAGCUACAAUGUCAUUGAGAAGCUGGCCAAGAAGUUCCAAGAGGCCUUCUGCGUGGUGUCCGACCUGUGUGCCACAGGGGACCAUGAUUGUGAGCAGGUGUGCAUUAGUUCUCCUGGCUCCUACACCUGUGCCUGCCAUGAGGGCUUCACCCUGAACAGCGACGGCAAGACCUGCAAUGUCUGCCACGGUGGCGGCAGCGGCUCGGCCACCGACCUGGUCUUCCUCAUUGAUGGAUCCAAGAGUGUGCGGCCUGAGAACUUUGAGCUGGUGAAGAAGUUCAUAAACCAGAUUGUGGAUACACUCGACGUGUCGGACAGGCUGGCCCAGGUCGGGCUGGUACAGUACUCCAGCUCCGUACGCCAGGAGUUCCCGCUCGGCCGCUUCCACACCAAGAAGGACAUCAAGGCCGCUGUGAGGAACAUGUCCUACAUGGAGAAGGGCACCAUGACUGGCGCCGCCCUGAAGUACCUCAUAGACAAUUCCUUCACUGUGUCCAGUGGGGCAAGGCCCGGAGCCCAGAAGGUGGGCAUCGUCUUCACCGAUGGCCGGAGCCAGGACUACAUCAAUGACGCUGCCAGGAAGGCCAAGGAUCUUGGCUUUAAGAUGUUUGCAGUGGGCGUGGGCAAUGCUGUGGAGGACGAGCUGAGGGAGAUCGCCUCGGAGCCAGUGGCCGACCACUACUUUUACACAGCGGACUUCAAGACCAUCAACCAGAUUGGCAAGAAGCUGCAGAAAAAAAUCUGUGUGGAAGAGGAAGACCCCUGUGCUUGUGAAUCCAUACUGAGGUUCGAGGCCAAGGUGGAGGGUCUGUUGCAGGCCCUGACCCGGAAGCAUAUCCUUUCUCAGGCCGGGGAGGGCAGGGCUAGGGAGGGCCGGGGGAGCACAGAGGACUGUGGAGGGAUGACUACAGAGCGGUCUGGCUUAAGGUGUUAA